UGGUAACAACAAAAUUAAAAUAACGAAGAGGAUCCCACCACUAAGCUUAGCAACUUCUUCUCCAUCACCACCGUGCAUUCUCCUUCUCCCACACCAGACGCCACCUCACCUUCAUAACUCCGGUGAAGGCCUUUUCUUCUCUGGGAAACGGAUUGUCUCUGCUGGCAAUUGACUAUUUCUGAAAUUUGUCUCCCUCUACCGAUGAAGCUAAGCAAUCUUCUUUGAAUUUUGUCAGUUAAGUAGCUAAUUAUUAAAUUAAUUGUUACUAUCAUUAGAUGCAACACAGAAGUGGUUCUGGAUUGGUAUUUCCAUUGCUGCUGCUUUACUGGUAAUGGGGUUUUGCAUCUUGGGCUAUCGCCUGAGAAGAACGGGAUUUAUGGUUUUAGCAGGCGAGAAGGCGACAAAGAUUCAAAGACGAUUGGGUAGAUUCAUCAAAGCUACGAGACCUACCGAUCAGGCAAUUAUACUAAACCCUGAUUUGCAUGCAUUUACCCAUGAAUCGGUCUUGGCUGCCACAAGCAACUUCUCUGAAGCAAACAAGCUCGGACAAGGAGGCUUUGGAACAGUUUAUAAGGGAAAAUUGGCGACGGGACAAGAAGUAGCCGUGAAGAGGCUUUCAAAGUUUUCUGGACAAGGCACAGAUGAGUUUAAGAAUGAAUUAAUACUCAUCUAUCAACUCCAACAUACAAACCUUGUUCAGCUCUUUGGAUUUUGCAUUCACGAAGAGGAGAGGAUGCUGAUAUACGAGUACAUGCCCAACAAAAGCUUGGACUACUUUUUAUUUGAUUCCACCAGAGAUCGGCAACUAGAUUGGAAAGAGCGCUUCACCAUAAUUGAAGGAAUCACUCAAGGAAUGGUUUACUUGCACAAAUACUCGAGGAAGACAGUGAUUCAUAGAGAUUUGAAAGCCGGUAAUAUACUACUUGACCAAAAUAUGAACCCCAAAAUUUCAGAUUUUGGUAUGGCAAAGAUUUUCACGGAGGAUCUGGGAGCUAAUACUAUGAGGAUUGCUGGGACACGUGGUUAUAUGCCCCCCGAGUACGUCAUGGGAGGAAACUUCUCUGUAAAAUCUGAUGUCUACAGCUACGGAGUGUUACUGCUUGAAAUUAUAAGCGGCAGGAAAAACAAUAGCUUGUACAAUGAAGAUCGUGCGCUCAACUUAGUAGGACAUGCAUGGGAGUUAUGGAGAGCAGGUAGAGGGGAAGAACUACGGGACCCAACACUAGUCGAAACAUCCAUUAGAGGUCAAUUGUUAAGAUGUAUCCAAGUCGGUCUACUAUGCGUGGAGGAAAACGCAGCCCAUCGGCCGUACAUGUCAGAGGUGAUACAAAUGUUAACAAAUCAAAGCAUGGAGUUACGUGAACCAAAAAAACCAGCAUUUUAUUACACAGAUUGAUAUAGCUUGAAGGGGACCGCCGUUGGUAUCAAUGAAUGGGUUGGCGGAUUCUGAUUUUGGUCACGUUGAAGCCUGAAGGUGUUUGGUCAUGUUUGUUCCUCACCAAUACUGCAACAAAACUUUGUGUUGGAUGGGAAGAAAAAAUUAAGCUGUAAUUCUAUGGGUGGUUUUCUUUUUUCUCUAAAAGAGACCAAAUACUGUAAUAAAUCUUAUAUGGCAUGUGAUUUCGAUGUUUCAUAUAUUCAAG
Messenger RNA from Malus domestica (apple), 1643 nucleotides. RefSeq names its product cysteine-rich receptor-like protein kinase 34. Lineage: Eukaryota; Viridiplantae; Streptophyta; Magnoliopsida; Rosales; Rosaceae. The record is from RefSeq and is a predicted model, not a curated record. Gene Ontology annotation, molecular function: ATP binding; protein serine/threonine kinase activity. Gene Ontology annotation, cellular component: plasma membrane. Gene Ontology annotation, biological process: protein phosphorylation.